AUGCAGAGGUCCAGUGUUCACGGAGCAGAAUUCGGACACCUGCCGGACAACAUUACAGUUUUGGAAGGAGAAAGCGUCACUUUGAGAUGUCGGAUUGAUGAGGAGGUGACCCACAAGGCCUGGCUGAACCGCUCUAACAUCCUGUUCACGGGGACAGACAAGUGGUCGCUGGAAAAGCGGGUGACGCUGGUCAACAGUAACAACAGCGACUUCUCCAUCCACAUCGACAAUGUGCAAGUAACUGACGAGGGGCCUUACACCUGCACUUUCCAGGCCAAUAACAUGCCCCGCAUCGCCCACGUCUACCUCAUCGUCCAAGUGCCGGCCAGAAUCGUCAACAUCUCCAAAAACGUGUCGGUCAACGAAGGAGAAGAUGUAAACCUCUUUUGUUUGGCAGUGGGCCGGCCUGAACCCACCGUCACCUGGAAAGACCAGAAAUAUGGGUUGGUGAGUGACGGGGAGUUCCUGGACAUCACAGAGAUCAAGAGGCAGCAGGCCGAGGACUACGAAUGCAUCACCAACAAUGGAGUAGCUCCACCAGAUCAGCGCAAGGUCAAAGUCACAGUCAACUACCCUCCCAUGAUCACAGAUAUGAAGAACAUGCCAGCCCAUUUGGGUAAGACGGCCAUUUUGCGCUGCGAAGCCAUGGCAGUACCACCAGCCUCUUUUGAAUGGUACAGAGAUGACCACAGGCCGGUAGAGAGUGACAACACCCUGAGGAUCAAAAACGAGAAGACGCGCUCGCUGUUGCUGUUCACCAAUGUGACAGAGAAACACUUUGGCAACUACACUUGCUUUGCCUCAAACCGUCUGGGGGCUUCCAACGCCAGCAUGCUGCUUUUUCGACCGGGGGCCAUACAGGGGCGAGGGACCGGUUUACAAGCGGGGAUGAGUGUCGGCAUCUGUGUUUUGGUUUCCCUCUACACUGUUCUUCUGCUGAAGGUUUAA
Scomber scombrus (Atlantic mackerel) is the source of this 948-nucleotide messenger RNA. RefSeq names its product IgLON family member 5 (gene iglon5). NCBI's taxonomy places the organism in Eukaryota, Metazoa, Chordata, Actinopteri, Scombriformes, Scombridae. The coding region runs from base 1 to 948 and encodes 315 amino acids. The transcript is spliced from 8 exons. Gene Ontology annotation, cellular component: neuron projection. The record is from RefSeq and is a predicted model, not a curated record.